AUGGCCAUCGUACCAACUUCCAAGCCGCGGGUCGUCUGUCUAGGCGAGCCCAAGUUCGUAGGGCAGGACUACCUUGAGGACUUCCAGACCGAAUUCCAAUACUCUGUUCUGCCCGCCACCAACCGCGCUGAAACGCAGCAGAUGAUCCCCGAGGACAUCAAAAACAACGGCCCAAUUGACGCUUUUAUCAUCCGUAUGGGCACCCCGCCAUACGAGCCUUUCGAUGAAGCCCUACUCAAGGACCUGGUCCCUGACUGCAAAAUCAUCACGUCGGCCAGUGCCGGCUUCAACGAGUUCGAUGUUGACUGGAUGGCCUCGAAAGGUAUCUGGUUUUGCAACACCGUCAACGCUGUUGCAGAGGCUACCGCCGACAUGGCCAUAUUUCUGACCCUGGCCACUCUCAGAAACACCACCAAUGCCGAGAAGAGUGCGCGCAGCGGUGUCUGGAGAGCAGGGGCCGGCUUGGUGCCUGGCCGCGAUCCCGAGGGUUUGACGCUGGGCAUCGUAGGAAUGGGAGCUAUUGGAAAGUACAUGGCCAAAAAGGCUCUAGCCUUCAACAUGAAGAUCAAGUACUACAACCGCCGGCAGCUGCCCGCUGAUGAGGAGACCAAGUACAAUGCAACAUACUGUGCGACGCUGCACGAACUUCUCGGUGCUGCCGACGUAGUGUCGCUCAACUGCCCACUAAACGCCGAGACAGAGAACCUGAUCGGAGCAGCCGAGUUUGCUGCCAUGAAGGACGGCGUGUUUCUAAUCAACACGGCUCGCGGUGCUGUCAUCCACGAGCCCAGCUUCAUCGCCGCGCUUGAGAGCGGCAAAGUGGCUCGCGCAGGGCUCGACGUGUUUGUCAACGAGCCCAAGCCUGACCAGUACUUUUUGCAGAGCGACAAGGUCAUUGUCCAGCCUCACCUGGGCGGCCUGACGGACGUCGCCUUCAAGAAGGCUGAGCGGGAGUGCUUUGAAAACAUCCGCGCGCUCUUCACCAAGGGCAAGCCAAACUCGCCCGUCCGGGAAAUCAAGGGUUAG
Molecule: messenger RNA, 1026 nt
Organism: Talaromyces rugulosus
Lineage: Eukaryota; Fungi; Ascomycota; Eurotiomycetes; Eurotiales; Trichocomaceae
Exons: 2
Coding region: 1-1026 (341 amino acids)
Cellular component (GO): cytosol
Molecular function (GO): hydroxypyruvate reductase [NAD(P)H] activity; NAD binding; glyoxylate reductase (NADPH) activity
Source: RefSeq, a predicted model, not a curated record